AUGGGGGGCUGUGGUCCGAGGAUUCUGGAGUUGAAGUCCACGUAUCCAGUUAACUGGAUAUCGGAACUGCUAACAAAAGCAGAAUCCGUAGCUGAUGGUCAUGAACCUUCUGCACGAGCAUGCUCAUGCUCGGGAUACAAUCAUGGGAGUGAAUCGGAUAACUUCCAUUGUCCCAUUGUUGAGGGCGUUGAAACAGCGGACCAAAAACAUUUCCAAUGGCACCUAUAUAAAGGUGAGCCUGUAAUAGUCCCUAACGUCCUCAACAGAACGACUGGGUUGAGCUGGGAACCGUUAGUCAUGUGGCGCGCCUCUCGCAAAAUUAAAAGCACCCAUGACUUGCGUAUUCUGGAAUUCAGCGUAAUGAACUGCUUAAAUUGGUGUGAGGAAACAAUUAGCAUACACCAAUUUUUCAAAGGAUACACUCAAGGCCUUUGGGACAGUGAAGGUCGGCCCAAAAUAUUAAAGUUGGAGGAUUGGCCUCGAACUGAAUCAUUUGCAGAACGACUGCCGAGGCAUUACCAAGAGUUUGUCAAAUGCUUGCCUUUCAAGCAUUAUACUCAUCAAGCUGGCUACCUCAACAUGCCAGCUAAAACACCAAAGAAAUCUUUGAAGCCAGAGUUGGGUCCAAAGAUAUGCUUUGGUUAUGGAGUCGAUGAGCACCUUGGCUUUUGUUCCGCAACCAAGCUCCAAUAUGCUCUUUCAGAUAUGGUCAAUAUCUUGAUGCAUACUGCUGCCCAGGAUCCAGUUGUAUCUUCUGCAAAUAAUGAGAAAGCAAAUGAAAGGGAAAAUAAAAAUAAAGGAAAAGAAAAAAUCGAUUCUUCUACCUCAGCAAACAAUGAGCAAAGGUUCGAUGAUAAAACAGGUGGUACUGUCUGGGACGUUUUCAGGAGACAAGAUGUUCCUAAAUUGGAGGAAUAUCUUAGAAGGCAUUAUGGACAGUUCAGACAUAUAUUCCCUCUGCAACAAGUAAUUAUAUUCUAA
Messenger RNA from Erythranthe guttata (spotted monkey flower), 981 nucleotides. Lineage: Eukaryota; Viridiplantae; Streptophyta; Magnoliopsida; Lamiales; Phrymaceae. The record is from RefSeq and is a predicted model, not a curated record.